Labeo rohita (rohu) is the source of this 3189-nucleotide messenger RNA. RefSeq names its product carnitine O-palmitoyltransferase 1, liver isoform. Gene Ontology annotation, biological process: fatty acid metabolic process; carnitine metabolic process. Gene Ontology annotation, molecular function: carnitine O-palmitoyltransferase activity. Lineage: Eukaryota; Metazoa; Chordata; Actinopteri; Cypriniformes; Cyprinidae. The record is from RefSeq and is a predicted model, not a curated record. Gene Ontology annotation, cellular component: mitochondrion.
GCUUGUUUCCCGCCCUCUUCGCUGUAUCUGUUACAUUCUUUCGCAGUUUGUAUCAAAGGUACUUCCAGUUAGGCUUCAUACCAGAGAACCCUCAGCAUCUAUAUUGGGGUUAUUACGCGCUUAUUUGUCAUUAUUUUUUUUUGUGUGUAUGUUCGUCAAAAGCAUAAGGGAGGAGAGGAGUCCGUCACUUUGUUCCCGUCAUCAGUAACAUCAGUAAACAGCAGAAAUGGCAGAAGCCCAUCAGGCCGUGGCAUUUCAGUUCACUAUCACUCCAGAGGGGAUCGACCUGCAGCUGUCCCAUCAGGCCCUGAGACAGGUCUAUCUGUCAGGCCUCCGAUCCUGGAAAAAACGCGUCACACGGCUGAAGAACAACGUGAUCACUGGUGUGUAUCCUGCCAGCCCGUCCUCAUGGCUGUUUGUCGUCAUCGCAAUCUUGGCCACCAUGUACACGCGCUCAGACCCUUCCAUGGGCCUCAUCGCUAAAAUCCAAGAACAUCUGCCGGUCAGUGAUUCUCUGAGCGUUCAAUGUCGGACGGUGGUUUCUGCCGUGUUGUUCAGCACUCUGCUCUGGUUCUCCCUGAUCUUCACCAUGAGGCUUUGCCUGAAGCAGUUACUGUCGUAUCACGGCUGGAUGUUUGAACAGCAUGGGAAAGUGUCCAACACAACCAAAAUCUGGGCGGCCAUGGUCCGGAUCUUUUCAGGCAGGCAACCUCUGUUGUACAGCUACCAGGGCUCUUUGCCCAACUUGCCUGUUCCUGCAGUCAAGGACACUGUUAAGAGGUUCUUGGAAUCUGCACGUCCGUUGAUGAGCGAUUCUGAGUAUGAGAGGAUGACGACUCUGGCCCAGGAGUUUGAGAGCAGUCUGGGAAACCGCCUGCAGUGGUACCUCAAAUUGAAAGCUAUGUGGGCAUCCAACUAUGUCAGUGAUUGGUGGGAGGAGUAUGUCUACCUGAGGGGGCGUGGCCCACUCAUGGUCAAUAGCAACUACUAUGGAAUGGACUUCCUGUACGUGACUCCUACACCGAUUCAAGCUGCGAGAGCAGGAAACACGCUGCAUGCAUGUCUCUUGUACCGCAGGAAACUUAACAGAGAGGAAAUCAAACCUAGUCGUGUGCCAGUUUUAAAUGUUCCUUUGUGUGCCGCUCAGUGUGAGAGGAUUUUCAACACCACACGCAUUCCAGGAGAAGAGACAGAUUCCCUGGUCCACUGGCAGGACAGUGAGUAUGUGGCGGUGUUCCACCGAGGCCGUUAUUUCCGUCUGUGGCUGUACCAUGCCGCCCGCAUGCUGUCUCCCAGAGAGAUCGAGCAACAGAUUCAGCGUAUCCUGGAUGACCCGUCACCUCCGGCACCCGGAGAGGCCAAACUCGCAGCCAUGACGGCAGGAGACAGAAUCCCUUGGGCUCAGGCCAGGAAGGAGUUCUUUAGCUCAGGAGUGAAUAAGAGAUCUCUGGACUGUAUUGAGAAAGCGGCGUUCUUCGUUGCCCUGGAUGAUGAUGAGCAAGGCAUGAGGGGAGAUGAUCCUGCUGGCAAUUUGGAUCGCUAUGCCAAGUCCCUUCUGCACGGCAAAUGCUACGACAGAUGGUUUGAUAAGUCAUUUACCGUGGUGGUGUAUAAGAACGGAAAGAACGGUCUCAAUGCUGAACACUCCUGGGCGGACGCACCUAUAAUGGCUCACGUGUGGGAGUAUGUGAUGACUACCGAUAGUUUCCAGCUGGGUUAUACUGAAGAGGGUCACUGUAAAGGAGACGUGGCCUCCUCCCUGCCUCCACCUACUAGACUAACCUGGGACAUCCCUGCAGAGUGUCAGGAGCGUAUCGAACGAUCUCUCGCUGUGGCUCAGGCAAUAGCCGAUGACGUCGAUUUUCAUGUGUUGCCAAUACAAGAGUUCGGCAAGGGCGCAAUCAAAAAGUGUAAAAUCAGCCCGGAUGCCUUCAUUCAGAUUGCACUACAGUUGGCCUAUUAUAGGAAUCGAGGCUCCUUCACUCUGACCUACGAAGCGUCUAUGACCCGUUUGUUCCGUGAGGGCCGGACUGAGACGGUGCGUUCCUGUACCAGCGAGAGCUGUGCCUUCGUCAGAGCUCUUGAGGAUGGAGAGAGUAAGGAAGUGUGUCAGCGUCUCUUCCGUACGGCAGCUGAGAAACACCAGCAUCUGUACAGGAUGGCAAUGACGGGAGGAGGAAUAGACAGACACCUGUUCUGCCUCUACAUUGUGUCCAAAUACCUGGGAGAGGAGUCGCCCUUCCUCAAAGAGGUGCUUUCAGAAACAUGGCGUCUGUCCACCAGUCAGACUCCUCUUCAGCAGGUGGAACUGUUUGAUUUCGUUAACCACCCCGAGUACACCACCUGCGGUGGAGGAUUUGGCCCGGUUGCAGAUGAUGGUUACGGCGUGUCUUACAUUAUCAUCGGAGAAAACAUGAUCAACUUGCACAUUUCCUGCAAACACUCUUGUCCUCAGACCGUUAGUACACUAACAUGUGCCUUUUUCAUGACAAACUACAGAAAAGGGAAAAAAAAAUAGAGACUAGCAAACUAAUUAACAAAAUAUCUUUUUUUUUUUGAAAAACAAAACUAAAACCAUUAAGAGCAUUUUUGGUAAUUGAAAUAAAUCCAAAAUAAAAUAAAAAUAUUAUAUGAUAAACUUAAAAAAAAGCUUAUUGCAUUGGCCAAAACUGAUUUAGAAUAAAGUUGAUAUACAAAAAUGUUGUUACAUAUAACAGAAUUACUAAAUCCUAAUAUGAAAAUUAGUGCUGGGCAACAAUUAAUCGCAUCCAAAAUAAGUUUUUGUUUAUUAAAUGUAUGAGUGUGUACUGUGUAUAUUUAUUUUGUAUGUAUAAAGACACACACAUACAGAAUAUAUUUUGAAAAUAUUUACAUGUAAAUAUUUAUGUUCAUAGAAUUAAUUUUAGAUAUAUAAAUAUUUAAUGUAUAAACAUUUGUAUUAAAUGUAUACAUGCAUGUGUGUGUAUUUUUAUAUACAUAAUAAAUAUACACAGUACACCCAUAUAUUGUGUACACAAUUUUUAUUUUGGAUGCGAUUAAUCGUUGCCCAUCACUACUGAAAAUAUAAAAAUAUAAGCUCAAAUUAAAUGUUUAAAUACUGUAAUAGUAUAUAAAUAUCAUAAACACACAGAUAAAGGCAAAGAAAAAGAAAAAUUGCAAAUUUUAUUUUAUUUUUUAAAAUUUUAUAUU